GAAUCGUGAUGGGGAAUUGGUGAAAGGGAAGGGAAGGAUAGAGAGAAAAGAAGAGAUAGGACUGAGUCGAGAGAGAAAGAAACAAAGUCUUCUUCCCUAUUUUCCUCAUUUCUUCAAAACCUUCAUCCAUGGCGUCCCGUCUCUUUCUCCUCUUUCUCUUCACAAUUUCCCUCUCAAUUCCCUCUCAUGCUCGCCCUUGCAAAUCCCUCUUCCUUUCCUUUUCCCUUCUCCGUCACCCAUCUCUCGAUUCCCGCCAUCCCUUUUCCCAGAUGGCCAUUAUCGUCGACAUUACUGAGUUCAAAUCAUCCUCCUUUUCCUCUUCCACCGAUCCCCUUUUCCCCUCCCUCCCCGACGACUCCGACAUCCUCCGCUUCGAUCUCCCUCGCCCUAGGCCUGUUGCUGCUGCAACCCAAACCCACUCCCUUCAACACCUCCCUUACGACUUCACCUCUCUCCGUGAUCGCACCAAGGAUAUCCUCAGCGUUGUUGUCGCUUUGCUCUUCGGCGUUGGCUGUGGCGCUCUCACUGCUGCCACUAUGUAUUUGGCUUACUCGUUGUUCGCUGGCCAAUUUGGGAAUCGCUCCUCCGUGUAUGACGAUCUUGGGGAGGAAGAUGAUCUUAGUGACGAUAACAAGGAGAAUAUUAAGAAGAUGGGUUACAUCAAGAUCCCUGACGACGUUGCCCCCGUUAAAUCAGUGAGUUUGAUGGUUGCCUCACAGGGUUAGACAACGUGCACGAUGUGCGCAGCGGAUAUUUUAACUGGAGGAUCCCUACUUAACAGUUGACUUGUGUUGGACUUCAUCAGCCCUUUCCUUUAUAUAUGUUCUCUUUUCAGUUCAACCUUUUUAAUUAAAUUCUUUUAGGCUAUUUACAGGGACCUGUAUUUUUAGAACCUCUCUAAUGGGUUACUUAUCCACAACAUUGUUAAUUUAAGGUUAAUUUUUCCUCAUGUGAUGCCUUGAAACAA
Molecule: messenger RNA, 967 nt
Organism: Benincasa hispida (wax gourd)
Lineage: Eukaryota; Viridiplantae; Streptophyta; Magnoliopsida; Cucurbitales; Cucurbitaceae
Source: RefSeq, a predicted model, not a curated record